Molecule: messenger RNA, 1324 nt
Organism: Megachile rotundata (alfalfa leafcutting bee)
Lineage: Eukaryota; Metazoa; Arthropoda; Insecta; Hymenoptera; Megachilidae
Product: pseudouridylate synthase TRUB2, mitochondrial
Biological process (GO): RNA processing; pseudouridine synthesis
Molecular function (GO): pseudouridine synthase activity; RNA binding
Source: RefSeq, a predicted model, not a curated record
AACAGGUUAUAAACGUGUUUUGCAUGCUUUGUGAAGUAAUAUAAAUAAUUUAUAAUUCUAAAGUAAUAGGGUGAAAUAAAUAUAAAAUAAUCAAGAAGUUGUGUGUACGGACGUAAACGUGCAAUUAUUUGUAUUUAGAAACUUGCGUCUAUAAUGAAUCUUUACACUACUUUUCAAUACAUAUAGGUUAAAGAAAGCAACUAUAUCAAUACACAAAUUUUUAAUAUGAAAUACUGUUUAGAAACAGUACACAAGUAUGUACAUGAUGCAAGAUCACUGUUCAAAGCACUGGACGGUGUAUUUAAUGUCUAUAAACCCCCAGAUAUGUACUACAAUCAAAUGAGAGAAACAAUCAUUUCAAACUUAUGCAGAGAUCUUAAUAAUAUACCUGGACGACCAAUAAUGAAACAUGUAGCAAUAGAAGGUGAAACAAAUAAGGAAAUGAAAGUUGUUGUUCGAGAUAGUUAUGCAGACCAUCCACUAGUAGUGGGGCCUCGUUAUCAAGUAAAUGAUUUUAGACUAGCAGCUAUGAAAAUCAUGAAUCCAGACGUAUCCGGCGUUGUAGUUUGUGGAAUUAAUAGAGGUAACAGAGUGAUACACGAAUUAAAACAAAUCAAGUGUACAAGAUUUUAUAGAGUAAAAGGACUACUUGGACAAGCAACAGAUACUUAUUUUCAUACUGGGAAGAUAGUGGAAAAAACUACAUACAAACACGUAAGACGAGGUCAUAUUGACAGAAUAUGUAGUUCAAUGCAAUCUUCUCAUCAAAGAAAAAUGUUUGAAUUAUGUGGAGUAGAUAUGCAAAGUCAAGCUGCAUAUGAUUUAGCGGUAAAAGGUCCGCUUCGACCUGCAGAUCCUAAUGUUCCUAUGAUAUACACAAUUAAAUGUGUAGAAUUUUCACCUCCACAUUUUGCAUUAGAAAUUGUUUGUGUAAAUGAAGAUGAUAUGUAUUUAAAGACCAUAAUACAUGAGCUGGGUAUGCAACUUCAUAGUACUGCUACUUGUACCCAAGUACUCUGCAUUCAAGAUGGCUUAUUUACUAUAAACAACGCAUUACUUCCGAAACAUUGGUCUUUAAAAAAUAUUAUAGAAAAUAUGUAUUUAUGUCAAAAACUUAUUAGAGAAAAUGAAGAGGUGUUGAGCCAAGAUAGUCCUGCACUACUAGACCCCACUACUGAUACACAGAAAAUACCUACUGAAGAACGAUUGUAGCAUAAUAAAUAUAUUUAUUGUUCUUUUCAUUAUUAUGCCAUCUGUUGUAACAAUUACUAAUUUGAUGUAUUAUAUCCGUCAUUGUAAUAAUUAUACAUACAUUUAUAUCAAA